Ylistrum balloti is the source of this 2698-nucleotide messenger RNA. RefSeq names its product heparan sulfate glucosamine 3-O-sulfotransferase 6-like. Gene Ontology annotation, molecular function: [heparan sulfate]-glucosamine 3-sulfotransferase activity. NCBI's taxonomy places the organism in Eukaryota, Metazoa, Mollusca, Bivalvia, Pectinida, Pectinidae. The coding region runs from base 856 to 2157 and encodes 433 amino acids. The record is from RefSeq and is a predicted model, not a curated record. The transcript has 2 exons.
ACGUCGGUCUGACUAGGUAUAUACAAAGUUACAGAGAGGUUUUGUACAGCUACUCACAGCACUCAGCAAUACGUUACCUAGUCGGAUAUAGUGCGAUGUUGUUCUGUUCUUCACCAGGCAUAAACUUUAAUGACGGUCCGGCGUAAAACACGGUUAUAAUUGUAUAAAAGGAUACAAAUUCUAGAGUUGAUGCGGAAACUAAAAUUAUUUUGGAGUGAAUGUGAGCUGCUUUCACACAUGUAGUUUUGUUUUCAUCUACUGAAACGUAUUUCUGGAAUGUGCAUUCUUUAGAUUGUGUGUAAUUGUCUGAAACCCUAGAUAUAAAAUGUAAAGUGCUAUUGUCUAAUGGAGCAAUUAUAUCCAUAGGAAAGGGGUGUGUUCGAUUGGGAGAAUCUUGACAUUAAAUCUUCGUAAGAAGCGCAGGACAACAAACUCAAAAUCAAUUUCAGUUCCGUUGAUGUUACGUAAGUACUUACAUGUGUUUCUCGUUACUACCAAUCACAUAUUUGGUAAAUAAAAAUUCGUCCCUCUUGGAUUUGUUGAAAUUUAAUGUUGUUGAAGGAUACUAGUGGAUUACUUUUCGAAUUUCUGCUGUGAGUUAUAAAAAGGAGCCUUAUGAUCUGCACUAUUAGUAUUUGCUUUGAGUAUAUGGCUAACAUUUUAUCCCGUAGUGAGGGAGAAAUUACAAACUGACAAUAUUUUUUAAAUCAUGUUUAACUUGUGAUAAAAAGUUGUGGAGAACGAAUUGGAUCCUAAAGAGUAUCCCUCUGGAUUUUAUUUCUAAUCAGUGUAGCUGUUACAUAGGUGGGUAUAUCACUUUUGCUGCAUGAAGGGAAACGCAGUUGUGGCCAUGACAUGAGGAAGGUUUACCCUCGAGGCCCUCUGAGUUAUUUCAGAAGAAGUAAAUUCUGCUCAAUAGUUUUCACCAUAAGCUUCAUAUUUUUAUGUUUUGUAUUUAUCAUAUAUGAAAAUGGCAAUGUCGUGGAUAUACCAUCUUAUGACAGUCCAGCAGAUCGAGAAGCAUUCAAUCAACUUGAUCAAAAUUAUAGAAAGCUACCCACAGAGCUAAAUGCCUUGGAUUUCUUCGGUUCGCGUCGACAUAACAGAAAUCUACAACAUUUAUAUUCUAAGGAUUUAUUUGAUGAAAAGCGAAAUAACGAUUUAACUACCAUGAUUUAUAAAAGGGGAAGGAACAAGAUGAAAAGCGAGGGGAAAAAUGCCUCCAAAUCGAGACAACGUGGAGUUUUUAAUGUGCCAAAGAAAACAAUUGGAGAGAAGGUUGGAGACACGCCCUCCAGUCAGGAGGUAACUGAUUACUACAACUUCGAUGGCUAUCGAACUACAAGUAGUGAUGAAAGUGUGGAGUCCGAACGGCUUGGCGGGCCAAGUAAGAAAUUACCGAAAGCAAUUAUCAUCGGAGUGAAGAAAUGUGGUACGAGAGCCUUACUAGAAUUUUUAAGGAUUCAUCCGGAGGUCAAGGGCACCGGUCCUGAACCCCAUUUCUUUGACCGUUACUACGACUAUGGGUUGGAUUGGUACAGGGACCUGAUGCCCAAAACAAACGACAAGCAGAUGACUAUUGAAAAGACACCUCGAUACUUUGUGACGAAGGAAGUCCCUAAAAGAGUCUUCAAUAUGUCACGUGAUGUGAAACUUGUUCUCAUUGUGCGUGAUCCUGUUACCCGAGCUAUUUCAGACUACACACAAGUAGCCAGCAAACGUGCUUCCAUGAAACCCUUUGAACAGAUGGCAUUGUCGGAUAAUAACACAGGCCUAGUAGAUACAUCAUGGUCCAUCAUCAAAACCGGCAUCUAUGCAAAACAUUUAGAAGAGUGGCUACGAUAUUUCCCUCUUGAGCAGUUUCAUUUUGUGAAUGGAGAGAAUAUGGUCAAACGUCCAAGCGAGGAGAUGUUAAAACUUCAGGAUUUUCUUGGGCUGAGGAGAUAUAUCAAUGACAGUCAUUUUUACAUGAAUGACACUCGAGGAUUUCCUUGUAUACAUAAGAUAGGAAGUAAAUAUCCACAUUGUUUGGUUGGAACUAAAGGCAGGAAACAUCCACACGUGAAUUCAAACGUAAUAAAGCGAUUACAGGACUUCUACAGACCGUUCAACAAGAAAUUUUACCAAAUGACCAACAUCGACUUUGGAUGGCCAUGAUUGGUCAAUUAUUUCGACAACCAUAAUUGCUUUCAUAAAGUAUUCAUAAAUGUUUUGAUAGAUUUUGGUAAUGGCGGAUGAAAAAUGGCACAUGCUUUGUCCUCCUAUAUCGAUCAUGUACAAAAUUACCCCCAAUUCGGAGUGAAUUUCACCGAAAGCAAGUAAUUAGCUUUUGACACGGCUAAAGGUCGAGAACGAAAUGUGCCAAUAUUGAACUGUACAGUAAUGUAAAUUAUGUAAGUAAUGGAGAAUAACAUACAUCAGUUCUACUUGGGUAAAGUAGGACAAAUUAAGUGUCAAGUUUUACAACUGAAUAUUUAUGAAGUUUUUUAUUCUUAUUUAAGAUUACAUAAUCUAGUUUUUUAAUCAUUGGGAGACGCGCAUACUAAUAUGCUAUAACGCUGACGUGUCAACGUGGUAUCAUCUUUCAUUGGAUCGUAUUAUAUCUAACAAAUACGUUUGUGUCUGUAUACGUUGAUCAUUUCCCCAUGUUGAGCUGGCUUUUUUGUUGAAGUAAAAUAUUUUAAUGACAAAUUUUAAA